Penicillium lagena is the source of this 489-nucleotide messenger RNA. RefSeq lists its product as uncharacterized. Bases 1 to 489 code for a protein of 162 amino acids. NCBI's taxonomy places the organism in Eukaryota, Fungi, Ascomycota, Eurotiomycetes, Eurotiales, Aspergillaceae. The record is from RefSeq and is a predicted model, not a curated record. The transcript has a single exon.
AUGACGGUAACAAAUGCGCAGGGCGCGACGUUAGAACUGGACGAGGAGUGCGCGCUGUCUUAUAGCCCGCCGAGCACUACGACUACUAGCGCUGCACCAAAGGAUUCAAAUAAUGCCGCCGCUGUGUUGCGCGUGAGAUCCGAGGCUCCUCUGUGCACGCAGGUUAAAACUAGCACCGAGAUCCUCACCGUAUCGAGGGUUACCACUAGUUUCUCGACUACCACUAUCACCGUCACUACAUCCGUACCAGACUUCUCGUGCCCUACUAUGGCUGUCACGGAUUCCUAUGGUGCCGUCUUGGCUCUGAAUGAGGGCUGUUCUUUGGAGUACACACCGGGUUCGUCGACCACCGCGCCGUCAACGACUGGGCCGCAAGCUGGUGCCGGCCCCGUCACUACGGGUGGGGGCGAGCAGUCCAUUGGACGGCCGGUCGAUGGAUGGUGGAUGUUAGUUGCCAGAUUGUUAGGCGUUUUGGUGCUUGUGGGGUAG